CAAACACUUAACACUUGGUGGCGCAAUCUUUUCAAAUCUGUGAAAAAAAAAAUCACAUUUGACGUGUUGAAACGUUCCUAGUUUUCCUGUAUUUUGUUUCUCAAAUUCAUUUUAAAAGGAAACAUGCCUAAAGUAAAGCGAUCUAGAAAAGCACCACCCGAAGGAUGGGAGUUAAUUGAACCAACACUCGAAGAAAUUGAGCAGAAAAUGAGAGAGGCUGAAACAGAGACCCAUGAAGGGAAACGUAAGGUUGAAUCCUUGUGGCCUGUCUUCAAGAUACAUCACCAGAAGUCCCGCUAUGUGUACGACCUCUUCUAUAAGAGAAAAGCCAUUAGUCGUGAGCUGUACGAUUACUGCAUCAAAGAGGGUUUCGCCGACAAGAACCUGAUAGCCAAAUGGAAGAAGCAAGGCUAUGAGAACCUGUGCUGUCUGCGCUGCAUUCAGGCUAGAGACACCAACUUUGGCACCAAUUGCAUAUGCCGCGUCCCCAAGAGCAAACUGGAAGAGGGCCGUAUUGUAGAGUGUGUUCACUGUGGCUGUAGAGGAUGCUCCGGCUAGCCAACAGCCACGACAACACCCGGGAAAUGGACUUGCAAGUAACUCUGAAUACUCUGGACAGUUCCCACCAGGAAUUGGCGAACUUGUCAUCUGUGGUUGUGCUGCCCUCGGCACGGAUGGCUAAGACCUGUACAUCCCUCCACUGAAACUGUCUAGUGUCUAUAAACUACUUGGAAAUAUCACCGAUGCCACAGAUCGCAAUAAACUCCUCUGUAUUGUUGACACACCUCAUCAAAAUUUGGUGGGAUUUUGUGGCGACAUAACUUGUAAUUGUUAAUAGACCUGUAACGUACGGACGUCACGCUUCAUUUUACACGUACAGUUUCCCUAUACCCGUGAGGUGGGAUACAACCUGUCCAGCCGCCGUAGGAAAGUGCACAUACAAAUAAAGCGUAACUUCAUUAAGUUUUGGGUCUACAGGUAUGUAAUAACUUGAGCAUUUAAGUUACUAUUUGAGUGUCUUUAAAAUUGAUUAUACUAUACUUUUUUCUAAGAUUUUUUUCAUGGGAAAUGACGUUGGCAUUGUUACAAGUAUGUACUUUACUGUUCUACCCUCAGAUUAACAUUGUUACUAUAUGUAUAACAGUUAGGUCACGUGAAAGUUAACCAAAGAAAUGGACAAACAAAACCAGAUGUUGCUAAUACAUGUAGCUGCAUGCAAUUCACAUUUAUUCAUAAAUACUAUGAUUCUGUCUAUGAAGAACAGAAAGUUUUUCCCCCGACAGUUUGGGUGGUGCAUAAUUUCCAUUUUUUACAUAGGAAGUUUGGAAGUCAGUUGUAUAAAAAAGUUGGUUUUGUUGGAAAGAGGCAGGUUGCCUGGAUUUGUUACGACUAACAUUCGGUUUAGUCCAAAAGUGACUGUGGUGCAUAAAUUCUGCAAAACUCCACAGAAAAUAUUUACAUACAACGGUUCAAUAAAUUACAGAUGAAAAUA
Molecule: messenger RNA, 1492 nt
Organism: Acanthaster planci (crown-of-thorns starfish)
Lineage: Eukaryota; Metazoa; Echinodermata; Asteroidea; Valvatida; Acanthasteridae
Gene: bud31
Product: BUD31 homolog
Biological process (GO): mRNA splicing, via spliceosome
Cellular component (GO): spliceosomal complex; nucleus
Source: RefSeq, a predicted model, not a curated record